Messenger RNA from Wallemia ichthyophaga EXF-994, 2994 nucleotides. RefSeq names its product Vacuolar protein sorting-associated protein 41-like protein. The transcript has 14 exons. Bases 1 to 2994 code for a protein of 997 amino acids. Gene Ontology annotation, biological process: translation; cellular response to starvation; endosomal vesicle fusion. Gene Ontology annotation, molecular function: protein binding; structural constituent of ribosome. The record is from RefSeq and is a predicted model, not a curated record. Gene Ontology annotation, cellular component: late endosome; HOPS complex; ribosome. NCBI's taxonomy places the organism in Eukaryota, Fungi, Basidiomycota, Wallemiomycetes, Wallemiales, Wallemiaceae.
AUGAGCACGACGAGCAUCACAUCGGGAUCAAUAGACUUGGACGAGGAGCCGCCAUUCAAAUAUACAAAGAUCGGCGCUGAUGUAGCCAGCUCAACGCUUAAGGACACUGCCUCCGUUCUGCGCUGCUGCGAAGAGUUUAUUGCACUCGGCACCCACUCCGGAUACCUCCAUUUGCUAUCUCACUCGGGUCAUCGCAUAAAGGCAUUCAAACCACACUCAGCCUCAAUAAUGGACAUUUCACUCGAUACGCGACACUCGUUUAUCGCAACUGCAAGCGUUGAUGGUCAGGUAUUCAUCUCCUCUAUCUACGCUACAGAACGGUACUAUUUUGACAACAAGCGGCCAAUGCGUUGUGUCGCACUCGAUCCACAUUUCGCUACAAACUCAUCGCGCGCGUUCAUAGCAGGCGGAAUGAAUGGCCGACUCACGCUCAACGAGAAAGGCUGGCUGGGUCAUCGCCAGACUGAUUUGCAGCCCCUCGACAAAGAUGAUGGGCCGGUGUAUAACUGUAUCUGGCACUCCAACUUGUUAGUCUGGUCUAAUGACUCUGGAGUGCGGUUGUACGAUAUACAACACAUGAAACUCGUUGCUUUCAUUCCUAAACUCGAUAUGUCCCCGCGACCAGAUGUUUCGAGGGUCUCACUCAGUUUCAUCGAUAAACACACACUCGUUAUUGGUUGGGGGAGUAUUAUACGAUUGGUUAAAAUUAGGUCUAGACGCUUACUUCCUUUGCACGCAUACGAACAUCCUCAACUCCAGGCUGAGAUUCACUCCUCAUUCGAAAUGGACGCCAUGAUCUCAUCCGUCCUCCCUUUCGAUAAGGCUCUGCUGGUGCUGGCGUGGCUCGAGCCUGAUGGCGCCUUACUCAACGAUGAAAGCGUGCAGGAUAAGCAUGCACAGCGGAAACGAGCAUCUAAGAGACCCGAGCUGAGAGUACUCUCGUUGGAUGGCGAGGAAGAUGAAGAGGAUAGACUUCCAAUACACAACUUCUAUCUGUAUGGUUGCAACGACUACAAAUUAGUGCCAUCCCUUUUCCCUACCCGCAACGGUCUCAAAAGCGGUUUCUAUUUCAUGUCACCACGCGAUGUCGUCAGGGUGGAGGCUAGAGAUGAGAUAGAUCACGUGAAUUGGUUGAUCGACGGUAAAAAACAUGGUGAGGCGCUCGAAGCAGCGUCGAAACUUACCAUCGAGCAUCCUUUCAAUCUCGAUCAACUUGGUCAAACUUAUUUACAGUCUUUGCUGGUAGACGGUUGCUAUGAUGAGGCUGCGUCUAAAGCACCAGAUAUUUUCAAACAGAAUGUCGCCGCUUGGCAGGAUUUCUUCUACGCUUAUGCGAAUGAUGAAAAACUUGAUCAAAUUAUACCAGUUAUACCCAAAAAGGAGCCUCAAUUAGACGAGCAAGUGUAUGCUUUAAUACUCCAUCACCUUCUGCAUUCCAAUACACAGGGUUUUUACACAGCUAUAAAAGAAUGGCCUGCAUCAAUCUACGACGUAAGCAGCAUGAUAACGGUAGUGCAGAAUGAGUUGGACAAUCUACAUGAGCACGAGCAUGAGCGUGAGCAUUACGUGAAAAUCAAAUUACUUGAGUCGCUAGCAGAAUUAUACCUGCACAACCGCCAACCUGGCAAAGUGGUGCCAAUCUAUCUUUCGCUAGAAAAAUACGAGGUGUUUGAACUGAUAAAGCAAUACAGUCUGUGGACAGAUGCGCAAUACCAAGCGCUCGAGCUGGUCCGCUUCGACGAAGGGCUGGCGUUGUCGCAGUCAAAGACGCACCCACAGUCACAAUCGCAGUCACAAUGGACCGGGGAUGGUAGAGGAACUAUAAUAAAGAUGCUGGUUGAUCACACGUACUCUAUACAGAUCAACACGGUUGUCGAGCAGCUGAAGCAUGAGAGCAGAUAUCUGUACCUCUAUCUGGAUGCACUGCAUCAAGUCGAUAGCACACUCGUGGAACCUUACGCCGAUACGAUGGUUGAGCUGUAUGCGGAACAUAACCUCGAUAAGCUGGAGGGGUAUUUGCGCACGAGUGUGCGAUAUAAUCUAGAAAAGGCAUAUCAAGUAUGCGAAAAGAGAGAUUACGUACAUGAGAUGGUAUUCAUACUCGGCCGGAUGGGAUCGAAUAAGCUAGCGCUGAGUUUGAUAAUAGAGAGACUGGGUGAUGUGAAGAGGGCCAUAGCAUUCGCUAAGGAGCAGAAUGACAACGAUUUAUGGGAAGAUGUGUUGGUGUAUUCGGAGAGCAGGCCAUUGUUUAUUCGCGCACUGCUCGAGAAUGUGGGUCCGGAGAUUGAUCCAGUGAGGUUGAUACGCCGGAUCAAGAAUGGCUUGUCGAUACCAGGGUUGAAGGAGGCGUUGAUCAAGAUACUGCAGGAUUUUCAAUUGCAGAUAUCACUUCUUGAAGGGUGCCAAAGUGUGGUCCACGGGGAUUGCAAGCGUGGGCUAGACGAGCUGCUAUCGAGACAGGCUAGGGGGAUGUUAGGUGGACCCAACACUCAGUGCACAGACUCGCGGGAAAAGGCAUUCGAUGGCUCAGAGCCUGCGUUAGUGUAUGGGGAUGGCAGGGUGUGCAAAGUAUCUUGGCUUCUCGGUGAGGAGACGGAGAGAGGUGCACACGGGGCGAGACUGGGAAGCGUCCAAGUCAAAGCUCACGAGCUUCAAAACAAGAACAAGACCGACCUCCUCAACCAGCUCCACGAGUUGAAGGGCGAGCUCGUUCAACUUAGAGUCGCAAAGGUCGCUGGUGGCUCAGCAAGCAAGUUGACCAAGAUCCACUCUGUCCGCAAGUCUGUCGCUCGCGUCCUCACCGUCAUCAACCAAAAGCAACGCCAACACGUCGCUGAGGCUUACAAGGGUAAGCGUAUCCCUCUCGACAUGCGCCACAAGAAGACUCGCGCUAUCAGACGCCAACUCACUCCAAAGGAGAAGUCUGCAAAGACCACCCGUCAACACAAGCGCGAUGUCCACUUUGGCCGUCGUAAGUUCGCCGUCAAGGCUUAA